Messenger RNA from Camelus dromedarius (Arabian camel), 4162 nucleotides. It is a transcript of the gene CLDN34, whose product is annotated as claudin 34. Lineage: Eukaryota; Metazoa; Chordata; Mammalia; Artiodactyla; Camelidae. Bases 1593 to 2510 code for a protein of 305 amino acids. The record is from RefSeq and is a predicted model, not a curated record. Gene Ontology annotation, biological process: cell adhesion; bicellular tight junction assembly. Gene Ontology annotation, molecular function: structural molecule activity. The transcript is spliced from 3 exons. Gene Ontology annotation, cellular component: plasma membrane; bicellular tight junction.
UUGUGCGCGUGUAUGUUGGUGACUACUGAUGUCAGUCUAGUAAGGCCAGUCAGUUUGCAGUCAAGAAGAGUUCAGGGACACAGGUUGUGUGGUCAGCUGUUUGCAUGAUAAUGCUGCGUAUCAAACACUUCCACAUCUCAGCAGGGAAUAGUGAGAAGUGUUCCUUUAGCUUGUGAAUUUGUAGAUCAGGCUGUUCUGUGUGCUCGUCAUCUUCCUCCCGGGACUAGCAGUUUGGCCUGGGCGUGUCAGUGGCACGUGCCCAGGAGAAGCAGCCCAGUCCCUGGGGUGCUUUGCACAUCUCUGGUCCUGUCACACCUGCUGACCUUCCAUGGCCAAGCAAGUCCCACAGCCAAACCCCAAGUCAGAGGGUGUGGGACGUGCUCCAGCCCUUUAGUGGAGAGAACUAUAACUUCACGUGGUGUAGUGUGGCUACGGGGGCUGCGAAGAGUGGUGGCAGUCGCCGGACCCCGUCUCCCGCACCAGGUCUGAUGCAGCGUCGUGCUACAGCGUUCAGGACCCGAAGCCGAGUUCCCGGAGCAAAGCCACCUCUGCCACUUCAAGUCGUACGGCUGUGAGCAAGUGACAGCCUCCCCGAGUCUCCGCUUCCUCCUCUUGUCGUUGGAGCAGAGCUGUUGUGUGGCCACGUGAACUGAUAUGUUGACGUGCUUAUUAGAACCCAUGGGGGUCGGCUGAGUGCUGCGGGUGCGGCUGCGCCCCUGUCGUCGGCCGUCCAGCCGGGACCUGGAGGAGACGCCUUCCCCACGUCGGAACACGUCCGUCACCACCGCCCAAGUUGGUGAUCGCUUCUGGUUCGGGGACUAGAAACGUUUCUGUUGUGGAGCAGGUUUGUGGGACGCAGAGGCUAGGCAUCUGAGAGGGAGGGAGGGAUUCUAAUAAAAAUGAUUCAAGAUUAGGAGAGUGAAUUUUUACUUAGAACAGGAAAAAAUUGACACAAAUCACAGAUUUUAAGAAGUCCACAAGUGCCACACACAUGUUGUCAUUUCCAGCUUCUGCCAGGCUGCUUCAGCUUCUCAUUUGAGUUCUCAAGGAUCAAGAAGUGCAUACACAAAGCAACUGAAAUGCGGCUGUAGGUGGCUGUCAGGCGGUGCGGCUGUAGGUGGCUGUCAGGCGGUGCGUCUGCUUGGUCCAGCGAUGCUCGUGCCCCACUCCGUCACCCGCCCCUGAGGAUGCUCGGGGUUUUGUCCCUGAGCAUGUGUGCGCUCGGGCUGAUGACCUGCUCUGGUGAGUUUCCCCUGCUCUUUGCAUGGGCCCAUCAGCUGCGCUGGGUACGCCGAGACAGUGUCGGACAUGGGGACACAUCAGAUGUUGAGCUGUCUUUUCACACCUGCUGGUUGUACUGACGUGGGUCUGCACCCUACGAGCACGGGUGUUCUGAGUGUGUGGUUUCCGUGUUUCCCAUUAAAAGAAGAGACCCCAUGCACGGUGGGUGUGUUCUUGUAUAUGCGCACGUUGAGUCACAAGGGCCAGUAAACAUUUCCCACUAAAGCCAAGCUGUGUUAUUCCCCACUCUACCGCCAGAUCCAAAAACUGCUGGUGACAGUUCCAGUGCCUCCUGAGCCGGAGGGAGUGAGAUGGAGGAGGGGCACAGAGAGGCCCCGGCCAGCGCAUCUCUGGAGGCCCAGUCCCCACCCGCAGACCUUGGAGAGGUGGUGCCAGGAGAGGCCCUGCAGCUUAGCUGUAAGAGCUCCAGGUGCCAAGGCGAUGAAGAUCAAGAGAAGGGCGGCUGCCAACUGGCAGGACCCAAGGCAGCGGCGAUGCGACGCGGGAGCCUGCAGCGGGAGGAGGACGUGAGCGGGGCGCUUGGCGCGGUUUGGACGAGUUCUUCUGGGUAUGUGGCCGCCAUGCCCUUGCUCAUCAAUAGCGCCAAUCGUCAAGUAGCAGGUUUUGCUGUAGCCACCAUUGGAUGGAUCCUUGGCACUGUAUCCAUGGGCCUGGUGGAGUGGCGAAUAUGGUAUAUGAACAACACCUCUCUUUUCCCCUCUCGUCUGGCCUCUGUGGGAAUGUGGAGAGUCUGCAUUUACCAUCAUGUCAACAACUCUAGCAGAGCCACAACAUGUCAUCAUUACACGUACCAUGAUACUUACCUCCCUCUUGAUAUCCGUGUUCCUCAAAACCUCCUGCUGGUUGCCAGCAUUCUAGGGCUUUUAGAAAAAGCCUCCAUUAUCUUUGCACUUAGGAAUGUGUACAUUGGAAUCCUUGAAAAGAAGGCCACCUGCAACUCAUUUAUCACUUCAGGAAUUCUGAACAUAGCAGCUGGUAUCUGUAUCUUCAUGGCUGUGUUCUGGAAUUACUACUCUGUGAUGAACAAAGAGGGGAUUGCCUUCCCACCAUCUUUCAAUAUGCCCUUCAAGCCAGAUACUCAGAGAAUUGGCAGUGCCAUUGUAGUGGCGUGUCUGGCUGCCUUCAUGAUAUUGUUAAGUGGGUUGUUUUUCCUCUCUUACAAAUUUCCCCUGGAUAGCCAAGUGCAUCCUGAAGUUUCAGAAAUGUAAAAUUCCUGAUUGUGUUGACUUUGUAAAUCUGAGAUUACCAGUAGUUUGUGGGAAGUAUUUCCAGGAUGCUGUAUCAAAUAUUUCCACAGAUUUCAAAACCAUGGCGGUUAUGCACAAAGUAACUAAUUGUUUCUUUCUGUUAUAUUCUGUGUCUGAAUUUGGUUCAUUGACUCAGUUAAGGUAAUUUCAUUUUUUAAAAAUCUUGCCCACCUGCAAGUUGAUCUUAUCAGAUCUGGAUUUUAAUUACUGCCUAAUAAAUAAUCAAUCCUAUAAACCUGGAGUAUGGACAUAGUUUCUGAGAUUUUCACAUCUCCCUCUUAAACCUAUACUAAAAGCAACCAAAACUAUUUCUUAUGGCAUGGUAGUAACAUCUCUCUAUCAUGUAAAAACUUCCAAAAUGUGUAAAUUCCUUAUAGAAUUCUGUCACUUCCCUUACCAGAUUGAACAGUUAUCAGGAUUCUUCCGUAUUAGCAUUAUCUAUCCCAUUUUCCCCUCUAUUAAAAGAUUUUAAAGUAAACACCAAAUAUCAUAUGCCGUCAUCCUGUAUACUUUGAUAUUACUUUCUAAUAAAAAGACAUUUCCUUGUAUAACUAUAUUAUACCUAAAGAACAUUAAUAGUUAUUCUUUAUUAUCAUUGAAUACUUACACUUUUUAAAUGCCUUGGAGAUACUUCUUCAGGUUUUGUUUCCUACACAAGGUAGUCCCUAUGACCCAAGUUUAAAACUAAACAUCCCCCUUACCACCACACCUCCUCUGCCCUUAAAAAAGAAAAUGGGUCAAUUGUCAUGUUAUUAAAUACAAUACCUGUUGAGUCUUAGAUUUUGGAUUAGCUCUUUGAGCAAAGUAUUUCACAGGGGGUUCCUGGUACUUCAGACCGAGUGCAUUAUGCCCGGCAGUAUACAGUAACUGUUCUUUUAGUGAUGCUAAGAUUGAUGUGUGGAUUGUGAAGCUUGAACACUCUUGUAAAUGUCACCAAAUUUACACCUAGGUUUCAUCUAUUGAUGGUCCUUGUUUGAAUCAGUUAUUUCACUAAGAAUUAUAGCUUCUAAUAAGAAUACUUUAGCCAGAUUUAUUAGCUGGGAUGCUUUUUAAAAAGCUUUCCAUCGUCAAGCAUGGCUACUUUGUUAGUCUAAAAUUCAGUUUAUACAACAAGGUAAAGUAAAUGCUUCUUCCCCCCGCUCCUAAUUGUUAACUUUCUAGAGUAAGGAGGGCAAAUGCCCUAAAUUAUUUUUGUGAUCCUACUUUUCCUUUUUGUGUCUUUGUCGUUUUGAAUAUCAACUCAGCUUUUCAGUGUGAACUUAUAAAAUUGGUUCUGUGUUUUUUAAUGGAAAUUGUCAGGUAUGUUCAAAAGUAGAAGACAGUCUCAGCUUCAAGAAUUAUCAAGAUGUGGUCAGUUAUGUUUCUGUAUCCUCACUCUUAACCUGCCCCUGCCUUGGUUUAUUUUGUAACAAACCUGGCAAUUCAUUGUUUUGCACAAAUGGUUCAGUAUGCAUUUCUAAAAAAUAAGGACUCCUCUAAAAAAAGAGAGAGAGAGACCUAACUACAUUGUCAUUAUCUCACCAAAAAAAACUGAACAAUAAUUUCCUAAUGUAAUCAAAUACCUGGCUAAUGUUCUGUUCCUUUAAUACUCUAAUAAAUGUUUUGGACCAUAA